Orycteropus afer afer is the source of this 1317-nucleotide messenger RNA. It is a transcript of the gene GCNT3, whose product is annotated as glucosaminyl (N-acetyl) transferase 3, mucin type. NCBI's taxonomy places the organism in Eukaryota, Metazoa, Chordata, Mammalia, Tubulidentata, Orycteropodidae. The record is from RefSeq and is a predicted model, not a curated record. Gene Ontology annotation, cellular component: membrane. Gene Ontology annotation, molecular function: acetylglucosaminyltransferase activity.
AUGUCUUGGUGGAAGAAGAAGCUCUGCCUGCAACAUUACCUGUGGGCCCUGGGCUGCUAUAUGCUGCUGGCCAUUGUUGCUCUAAGACUUUCUCUCAGAUUGAAAUGUGACUUUGAGCACCUGGAUCUGGAGUCCAAGGACUUUCAAAGCCGGCACUGUAGGGACAUCUUGUACGAGUCCCUGAAGCUACCAGCAAAGAGGUCCAUCAACUGUUCUGGGGUCAUCCGAGGGGACCAGGAAGCAGUAACUCAGGCUCUUCUAAACAACCUGGAGACCAAGAAUAAGCGGAAACCUUUCACAGACACUGACUACCUCAACCUUACCAGGAACUGUGAGCGCUUCCGUGCCAAGAGGAAGUUCAUAGAGUUCCCACUGAGCAAAGAUGAGUUAGACUUCCCCAUCGCAUACUCUAUGGUAGUCCAUGAGAAGAUUGAAAAUUUUGAAAGACUACUGCGAGCUGUGUAUGCCCCACAGAACAUAUACUGCAUCCAUGUAGAUGAGAAGUCCCCAGAAACUUUCAAAGAGGCAGUCAAGGCAAUUAUUUCAUGCUUUCCAAAUAUCUUCAUGGCCAGUAAGCUGGUUCGGGUGGUUUAUGCAUCCUGGUCCAGGGUGCAAGCUGACCUGAACUGCAUGGAAGACUUGCUCCAGAGCCCAGUGCCGUGGAAAUACUUCCUGAAUACAUGUGGGACAGACUUCCCUAUAAAGACUAAUGCUGAGAUGGUCCAGGCCCUCAAGAUGUUGAAUGGAAAGAACAGUAUGGAGUCAGAGAUACCUACCGAGUACAAAAAAACACGCUGGAAAUAUCAUUAUGAGGUGACAGACACAUUGCACAUGACAAGCCAGAAAAAGGACCCUCCCCCUAAUAAUUUACCUAUGUUCACGGGGAAUGCCUAUAUUGUAGCUUCUCGAGACUUCAUCCGACAUGUCUUCGAGAACCCCAAAUCCCAAGAACUGAUUGAAUGGGUAAAAGACACAUAUAGCCCUGAUGAACACCUCUGGGCCACCCUUCAGCGUGCACCAUGGAUGCCUGGCUCUGUUCCCUGCCACCCCAAGUAUGACAUCUCUGACUUGGCUGCCAUUGCUAGGCUGGUCAAAUGGCAGGACCAUGAGGGAAACAUGAGUGAAGGGGCACCUUAUCCACCUUGCACUGGAAUCCACCAGCGGGGUAUCUGUAUUUAUGGGUCUGGGGACCUGCAUUGGAUGCUUCAGAACCAUCAUCUUUUGGCCAACAAGUUUGACCCAAAAGUGGAUGAUAAUGCUCUCCAGUGCUUAGAAGAGUACUUACGCUAUAAGGCCAUCUAUGGUACUGAAAUCUGA